This is a messenger RNA of Papaver somniferum (opium poppy), 1748 nucleotides long. Its product is annotated as protein PHR1-LIKE 3-like. NCBI's taxonomy places the organism in Eukaryota, Viridiplantae, Streptophyta, Magnoliopsida, Ranunculales, Papaveraceae. The coding region runs from base 211 to 1197 and encodes 328 amino acids. Gene Ontology annotation, molecular function: DNA-binding transcription factor activity; DNA binding. The record is from RefSeq and is a predicted model, not a curated record. The transcript is spliced from 6 exons.
UCUGUAGACCUGAAGUCUUUAGUACCACUAAAAAGAAAUUAAAAAAAAAGAACCAACUUCCUCUCCUUUUGUUUUUCUUCCUCUCCCUUCCAUUAUAUCUCUGAAAAAGGAGAAGACUUUGAUAAUUGCUUCAGUCUCUAAUUUGGAGGGGUGUUUUCUCUUUUUGGGGCACUUUUACUUUUUCUGGUCUUUGUUUAUUAGAAGGAGAGGAUGUUCUCUGGUUUGAUUCAACCCCUUGAAGCUGCUUCUGUCAUUUCUCAUCAUCAUCAGGAAGAGAUCCAAAGUGGGGGGAUUUCUUCUAAUCACAAUCAUCAUCAUCGUUUGGACCCUUGUUUGGUUCUCACUUCAGAUCCAAAACCUCGUCUCAGAUGGACUGCUGACUUGCAUGAACGUUUUGUGGAUGCUGUCACUCAACUCGGAGGCCCUGAUAAAGCUACACCCAAGGCUAUUAUGCGGACUAUGGGCGUAAAAGGACUUACUCUUUUUCACUUAAAGAGCCAUCUUCAGAAAUACAGGCUAGGUAAGCAAUCCGGAAAGGAGUUUGUUGAUGCACCAAAAGACGCAACUGCGGCAUCAUACCUUUUGGGUAGCCCAGUCAUGGGUACUUCAUCUCCUGGCUUACCAGCUUCGGAUAUCAAUGAGGGUUACGAAGUCAAGGAGGCACUAAGGGAGCAGAUGGAAGUGCAGAGAAAAUUACAUUUACAAGUUGAAGUUGAGAAACACAUGCAGAUUCGCAAAGAUGCUGAACUAAGAUAUAUGACGUCGAUGCUCGAUAGAGCAUUGAAGAUGCUUCCUGAAUACAGCAUGGAUGAUAAAGGGGGAGUACCAGAGCCCAAAGACAUUGAUGAAUCGGCAGCACCAAAUCCUUCCUUACCCAACUCUGAUCAAAUAAAACUCUACUCUUUUAACGCGACAAAAGCAGUCAACGUUAUUGUCCCUGAAAGUGAUAGUCCUCAUAGUCUUCAAACAAUGAGAGCUGAUUGUUCUACUGAAAGCUGCUUGACUUCACAUGGAAGUCCAGCAAAUUUGUCUUUGGAAACUUCCACUGGUGCGGGCGGUGUAAAACGAGUUAGGAAUUUGGAUUUAGUAUCAAAUUCGCUGAUUUGGUGUGAGACGAGAAGGCUAGCACAGGACAAUGAUUUGAGUUGCGUCAACCCACAAGAAACCACUGGAUAUGAAGGAUAUGAAGCAAUAUAAGCAGAACAUAUAACUAAAAAUCCAUCUACUUGACAUGUCCUUGAUAUACUUGUUAGGAGGGUUCUUUAAUAUGUUAGCUUUCUGUUGUUUACUCACCAUCCAUCACAUUCACUGCUAGUGAAUGCCAGAUGAUCAGGUUGUAGUUCUGUAGGAAAGGGGCAAGAAAGUAUUUUGACGUGUUCCAAGCUGUAAAUGCAUAGCUAUUAUAGUAGCUUAAAUAACAGAUGAUCAAGUGUAGUGUGUACAAAAUGGCAAGAAUAGCAUCUAGACAUGGUUCCAAGUUUCAAAGCAGUAUUAGUAGGUUAAAUGUUCCACUGUUGCCUUCUGAAUAGAGUGUUUUCGUCCUAAGGUUACUCCGUUACUGAUUUUCUUUCUGGUAUAGAGUUUAAGUUGAUUGUGGUCCUCCCAUAGACGCUAGGAGGGCAAGGAGUGACUUAUGGUUCCGACUUCCCGUAACAUUAAUUUUGUUUCUCCUCGCUGGUGGUGCAAUCCGGCUGUUGUACGAUUUAUGGUUGUAACUUGGCUAUUUGUUCCCUCUUGUUUUUUGAUUA